Molecule: messenger RNA, 821 nt
Organism: Aspergillus homomorphus CBS 101889
Lineage: Eukaryota; Fungi; Ascomycota; Eurotiomycetes; Eurotiales; Aspergillaceae
Product: SDR family NAD(P)-dependent oxidoreductase
Exons: 2
Coding region: 17-769 (250 amino acids)
Molecular function (GO): oxidoreductase activity
Source: RefSeq, a predicted model, not a curated record
CCAGGAUUACACAAUUAUGUCUGGUAACCUCGAGGGUAAAACAGCCCUUAUCACGGGUGCCGGAAGCGGAAUCGGGAAGGCCACGGCCCACAAACUGCACAGCUUGGGCGCAACCUUAAUCUUAUCGGAUGUCAAUGCAGAUGCCCUCAAGCAAUUGCAAUCGGAGCUGUCCAGCAGCCCCCAGGGCCCAGACCACGUCUAUCGUCAAUGUGAUGUCUCCCUCAGCACAGACUGUACCCGUCUCACGCAAACCGUCAAAUCCUCAUUCGAAAGACUGAACUUUCUCUUCAACUGCGCGGGGAUCAAUCCGACCGACAUCCCUAUCCUCGAUACUACGGAGAAGUAUUUCACCAAGCUGAUCGAUGUCAACCUCCGCGGCACGUUCAACAUGUCCCGCGCGUGUAUCCCACUCAUGGACGAGGGGUCGGUUAUGGUCAACGUGUCCAGUGUCUGCGGGCUGAAAGGCUUUGCGGGGCAUUCCGUCUACUGCGCGACCAAGUUUGGGAUCAUUGGCUUUACGAAAGCGCUCGCGGCCGAGCUCGGCCCCAAAGGCAUCCGGGUGAAUGCCGUGGCUCCGGGCUAUACGGAUACGCCGACAAUGGUCGGAAAUGUCGCCGGAGGGGAUGCGAAUCAGCGUCUCACGGAGAGUGUCCCUUUAGGACGGUUGGGGGAGCCCAGAGAGGUGGCAGACGUGGUCGCGUUCUUGUUUAGUGAAGGGGCUUCCUGUAUGUCCGGCAGUGUGAUUGAGAUUCAUGGAGGCAUGAACUAGAGGGUUGAAUGGGUUUCAAUAGACCUGACUUCGGUGAUGUUUUGUAUAUAUA